Paramecium pentaurelia is the source of this 1408-nucleotide messenger RNA. NCBI's taxonomy places the organism in Eukaryota, Ciliophora, Oligohymenophorea, Peniculida, Parameciidae. The record is from the annotation of a GenBank genome assembly.
AUGGAUGAUAAUUUUAAGAAAUUGAUUGAAUCUACAUAACCAGAAUCUGUAUCCACUAUCAGACUAUGUAAAAGAUUAGGAUAUCGUCCAUAAGAUCUCACAUAUAAGUAUUUGUAUAUUCUAUACUCUAUAGAUCCAUAGAUGAAUUUUAAUCUGUCAAUAAUGAGUUAAGAUAAGUAAAAUAUGAUCAUUACAAAGCUAGAGUGCUUAGUAAAAUCUUAAAUUUUAAAUAAAUUAGAAAUAGUAAAUGAAAUUAACAAUGUGAGAAGUAGAAACAAAACUACUGGUUUAUCUGAGUUACCUUCUUAAACCAAUGUUCAAUUUUCUUCCAUUGUUGAUACUAUAGAGGAAUAAUCUUAAAACAUAUCUAGUAAGGAUAGAGUGCUUUAGAAUCUUAUUUAUUAAGAACUUCUAAGAUAAAAAAAGUUUGCUUAAUAUUAUCAAUAAAACAAUAAAAUUUAAGAUCGUAAAACUAAAUUGCCAACCUAAUCAUCUUAAUAAAUUACAAUCUAAUCAAAGCCAUCUACUUAAUUAUUGAAAACAGAAUAAUCAAAUAAAAAAUGUGAAACUCAUCGUGAAUAUGAGAAUAAAGACAAAUUCUUUAUAACUUCAAAUGAAAAGUUUCUUGUUAAAAGAUAAUAAAUUCUAUAAUAAGAGGAAAUAUAAUAAGAAGAAUAAAUCUAAAAAUUAAAAGAAAAGGGUAACUAUGUAUUUAUCAUUAGAAAAGAAAGCAAUAGAGAGAAUUCAAUAAUUUAAGAGUGAAUUAAAAUAACAUUUUCAAAAAUCCAAUCUAGAAGAAGUGAAAAAUAAAAAAGAACAACUUGAUAAUGAAUAAUAUUAAAUGUUGAUUACUAAAUAAUGUGAAAAAUUGUAAAAGUUGAGAUUAAAAUAAAGUUAACUUAAUAAACCAUUCAAAUAGUAAAUUUAAAUUAGAAAUAAAACAUAAUCAUUAGUUUUUGAUCAUGAUUUACAAUAAAAAAUUGAUAAUAAAAUUGAAAGAGUAGUUAAUUUGAAAUCAUAAUUACUAUCAGAACGAUAAAAAAUUAUAAGUGAGAAACUAAAAAUCAAUUAAGAUGAUGUAAAUUUCAAUAAAUAUCAUAAUGAAUAAUUGAAGAUUAAGGAAGAAAAUAAAAGAAUUGGAAAAAUACAGAAGAAUCACAAACAGAAUUCUUAUCAAAUUGACUUGAAACAUUAAUUGUUAGAAAAACAUAAAAAAGAAUCAGUAUGGGAAUAAGUGAAUCGUGUUAGUCAUUUAUUUUCUAAUCCAGUAGAAUAUGAUGGAUAUAGAACACAGAUGAAAUUAUUAUUGAAUAAAUAAAGAGAGACACUUGAUCCAAAAUAUUAGAAUCGCAUAGAUAUAUUAUAUUAAUUGUUACCCUCAUAAAUGGCAGAAAAAGUGUUAUAAUGA